UCCAGUGUCUGGAUCGCGUCGCUGUACAGAGCGAGAGGAGCGCAGAGAGGAACCACGGAGCUCGCACACACUCGUUACACCACUGCGCGCGCACACAAACACACACACACACACACACACUGCACGGGAGAAUCUCUUUACACACGCGCGCCCGUGGAGACGUGCAGAAUGAAACGGAAGCAGCUCUGAGGUGCGGCUUUUACCGGAUGGAGAAUCUUGAUCGGUUUAAUUUGUACUAAACGGUGUAUCGCGGUACCGGAGCGGAAAUCGCACCUGGAGCUCGAGGAAACUUUACCUUCUGUCUCUUUAAUAAAUCUGUGAUAUAUAAAAGAUAUAUUUUUGAUGAUUUGGUGCUCGGCUCCGGUGUGGAUUAUGUGGAACUGAACCCGGAUUUAAUAACCGUGGAUUUUUUUUUUAUAAUUAAUUUUGCGCACAGAGGAUCCGAGUCUCAGGUGUGUGUGAGAGAGUGUGUGAACAUGGAGGUGUUACUAUGACCCCGGACUUCACCACUCUCACUGCCGCUGCAGGUCACACACUCUAACUUUUAUUUAUUCACCACGUUUUACUUUUUUUUGUUUUUUUUUGUUUUGUUUUGUUUUUGUUUUUUUUGAAGGGUUUCUGUUUGAGAGCCCGUGAGCUGAGAUUUAAUUUUUGGGAAAUUCAGCCAUGAACUUUAUGGUUUAUUGGGCUCAGUUAUUUCUGGCAGCGCUGCUGAACGCCUCGGCUCUGAAGGCGGCUUACAUACCAAAGGAGGAAAAAAGCAAGAAUGAAGUGGUGCCAUUUAUGGAGGUGUACAGUAAGAGCAGGUGUAAUCCGAGGGAGACGCUGGUGGACGUACAAAGCGAAUAUCCACACGACACACACAUCACCUACCUGCCGUCCUGCGUAGUGCUGCAGCGCUGUGGAGGCUGCUGUAAUGAUGAAGCACUCGAGUGUGUUCCUACACACACACACAACAUCACACUGGAGUUGUACAGAGUAAAACCAGGUGUAGGAGAACACAAACAUCUGCUAAGCUUCACAGAACACACAUACUGUGACUGCAGAGUAAAACCAGAAUUGAAAAGGAAAAAAGAAUACCGCUGUGAGCCCUGCUCAGAGAGGAAGAAGCACUGGUUUGUGCAGGAUCCUCUCACCUGCAGGUGUUCCUGCACACUGACUCAGUUACAGUGCAGGUCCAGAAAGCUUGAGUUAAACGAGCGAGUUUGCAGAUGUGAUAAACCAAGGAGGUGACGAUGAUGACGAUGACGCUGGUCUCAGACACGCACUGAAUGAAGGAAUAUUUAAUCUUGGCACUUUUUCAACAACCUGUGGACCACACACACACACACACACACACACACACACACCACGAGCAUAGAGAGAUGAUAAAAAUGAUGACGUGAUCUCCCAGCUGUACAUUUUGAUAAAUUAAUAUAUGAACACAUAAUUAUAUAUGGAGAGAGAGAGAGACAGAAAGCUAUAAAGAAGACAUGACAACGUGUAAUGCUGCUGCUAAGGAGACGAGCGGACGAGUCCAUCACACGCCAUGAGACAGACGGACAGAAAGCUGCUGUUUGACGGAUUUAUAUUUAAACACGACGGUGAUCGUCCGAGUAGGUGGGACUCUACUUGACUGAGACGCUCUCUGAUUGGACGACGGUACACCCUUUGAGGAUACGACUCCAUUAUUGUGUAAAUAGUAAAGGGAUACUCGCGUAGGUUUUUGUUAAAAUGUGAUUCCGGUUUUCACAGACAACAUUUCAUCAUCAUAAAUCAUUCAUUAAUAAUUAGUAAUAAUAAUAAUAAUUAAAAUAAUAAUGAUGGACUGUUAUAUUUUCCAAAGACAAAAGUGAAAACUGUUAGGAAGCACAUCAACGGUGUUUAUAACAGUCUCUUAUCCCUGUUUCUAGUCCACUACAUCUAAUUUAUAAAGUUAGCUUCAGUAUUCUGUGUAUUUAAUUUGAUUUAUUUAUAUUCAGUGUUACGUUUUUGUUGCUGUUGUGUUUUCAUUGCAUUGUGGUUUUAUUUCCGUCAGCGUCACCGCCAAUCUGCCUGAUUUUAUUUUCUUUUCCCAGAAGAAGAAAAGAAAGAAAGACUUCUCUGACAUUCCUGAAAACUACUUUAUAUCUGAAAGAGAGGACAAAUGUUAUUUCUUAAUAAAAUUGUUGAUGAAUCACGAGGAAUGUAAAAUGUGACGUGAGCCAAUUUUCAUCUGUCUCUAAUAUCAAGACAGUUUGCGACUUUUCCCAACAAAACCACAACAUUCUUCUAUUUGUGUUAAAACAGAUUUUUUUCAUGUCCAUUCUAUUUUCAUAAUAUAUUUAUUUGCGAGUUAAAGAUUUAAAUAUUAACACAUUUUUUGUUUUAGCUUAACAUUAAAUAUGUAUUUAUUUUUGAAAUUAUAUUGUUUUUUAAUAAACCAAAAAAUCGA
Ictalurus furcatus (blue catfish) is the source of this 2413-nucleotide messenger RNA. It is a transcript of the gene vegfaa, whose product is annotated as vascular endothelial growth factor Aa. Gene Ontology annotation, molecular function: chemoattractant activity; heparin binding; growth factor activity. NCBI's taxonomy places the organism in Eukaryota, Metazoa, Chordata, Actinopteri, Siluriformes, Ictaluridae. The transcript has 7 exons. Bases 667 to 1233 code for a protein of 188 amino acids. Gene Ontology annotation, cellular component: membrane. Gene Ontology annotation, biological process: vascular endothelial growth factor signaling pathway; positive regulation of mast cell chemotaxis; positive regulation of protein phosphorylation. The record is from RefSeq and is a predicted model, not a curated record.